This is a messenger RNA of Metschnikowia bicuspidata var. bicuspidata NRRL YB-4993, 177 nucleotides long. RefSeq lists its product as uncharacterized. The transcript has a single exon. Gene Ontology annotation, biological process: protein secretion. Bases 1 to 177 code for a protein of 58 amino acids. Lineage: Eukaryota; Fungi; Ascomycota; Pichiomycetes; Serinales; Metschnikowiaceae. The record is from RefSeq and is a predicted model, not a curated record.
AUGCAGUACAAGUAUCUCAUAUCCCGCGUGGCCGACCCUGUGAUUGCAGUGUCCAUUGGCGUGGCCGCAUACUAUAUGUUCGAAGCACGCGUAGGAAGAAGGGAGGGCCAUACCCUCAAUGAACUCGUGUCGAAGAGGUGGGCCCGGCGGAGCGAGCAAAAAGACCGGGAAACUUAG